UGUGUCAUGUGACCUGUUGGAUCGAAGUCGUUUGGAGCUCAAAGGAGAAGCCCAGUCUGCUGUGAAAGUCUAAAUAACUGCACUUUAAACAACAAAGCACCUGAAAACAUACAAAUAAGUGUGAUGUUGACUUCCUUGUUGUGUGUGUGCAGGCGGUGGAAACCAACCUGGCCUCUAAAGACAGCCACUGGGUGUUUGUGAACGAGGAAAUCAGCGACACAGAGAUCCUGGAACUUACCCACAGUGCACUGGGGCGCAUGACGGUGAUCCGGCAGAUCUUCCCUGCGUGGAAGGACGGAGGCUCGCGCUGCAUGAGGCACAACCACCGGAUCUCCUCCCUGCUGUGCGACCCCCAGGAAGGCUACCUGCAGAACCUGGAGGUGUCCAACCUCUACCUGUACGACAGUGUGCUGAUGAUGGCCAACGCCUUCUACAGGAAGCUGGAGGACAGGAAGUGGCACAGCAUGGCGAGCCUCAACUGCAUCAGGAAGUCCACCAAGCCCUGGAACGGAGGCUGGUCCAUGCUGGAGACCAUCCAGAAGGGGAACAUCUCAGGUCUGACGGGGACGAUGGACUUCAAGGACGGAGGCUCCAACUCUCACGUCCAGUUUGAGAUCCUCGGCUCCAGCUUCAGCGAGACCUUCGGCAAAGACGUGAAGAGGCUGGCCACGUGGGACUCGCUGCACGGCCUCAACGGCAGCCUGAAGGAGAGCCGCAUCGAGAGCGGCAUGCAGGGGGUCACGGUCAAGGUGGUCACCUUACUGGAGGACCCCUUCGUCAUGGUGGCGGAGAACAUCCUCGGGCAGCCAAAGAGAUACAAAGGCUUCUCCAUCGACGUCCUGGACGCGCUCGCCAGGAUCCUGGGCUUCAAGUACGAGAUCUACCAGGUGGCCGACAGUAAAUAUGGAUCCCGUCUCCACAACGGCUCGUGGAACGGAAUGAUCGGUGACCUCAUCAACAAGAGAGCGGACCUGGCGGUAUCUGCCAUCACCAUCACACCUGAGAGGGAGAACGUGGUGGACUUCAGCAAGCGCUACCUGGACUACAGCGUCGGCAUCCUGCUGCGAAAACCUGAGGAGAAGAUCAACAUCUUCUCCCUUUUUGCGCCCUUUGACCUCGCCGUCUGGGCCUGCAUCGCCGCCGCCAUCCCCGUGGUGGGCGUGCUCAUCUUCCUGCUCAACAGGCUGCAGGCGCUGCGCUCCUCCGCUUCCCCGGACGAGCCGCCGGGCCAGCAGCACGGCGGGGGCGUGGCCUCGGGCUCGCUGCACAGCGCCAUCUGGAUCGUCUACGGAGCGUUCGUUCACCAAGGUGGCGGAGGCGUGGCGGGCUCGGCGGCGCUGAGGAUCGUCAUGGGCAGCUGGUGGCUCUUCACGCUCAUCGUGUGCUCGUCCUACACGGCCAACCUGGCGGCGUACCUCACCGUGUCCCGCAUGGACCACGCCAUACGGUCGUUCCAGGACCUGGCGCGUCAGAUGGAGGUGGACUACGGCACCGUCAGGGACUCGGCCGUCUACGACUACUUCAGGAACAAAGGCACCAACCCUCUGGAGCAGGACAGCACGUACGCCGAGCUGUGGAGGACGGUCAGCAAGAGCGACGGGCUCGACCACUCGGUGUCCGGGCCCUCCGAGGGCAUCCGCAAGGCUAAGAAGAGUCCCUACGCCUUCCUGUGGGACAUGGCGGUGCUGGAGUACGCCGCCCUCACGGACGACGACUGCACCGUCACCGUGUCGGGGAACGGCGUGAGCAGCAAAGGGUACGGCAUCGCCAUGCAGCACGGGAGCCCCUACCGGGACCUCUUCUCCCAGAAGAUCCUGGAGCUGCAGGAGAAGGGCGACCUGGACAUCAUGAAGCAGAAGUGGUGGCCUCGUACGGGCCGCUGCGACCUCCACAGCCACGCCAGCGCCCACCCCGACGGCCGCUCCCUCAAGCUGCACAGCUUCGCCGGCGUCUUCUGCAUCCUGGCCGCCGGCCUGCUGCUGGCCUGCCUGGUGGCCGGGCUGGAGGCCUGGUGGAACGGCGACCGCUGCCGCCGGGAGCAGCCCAAAGAGGUUACUAAGGAUUACAGACUGGCCAGGGUUUCUGGUCCUUUGACAUAUAAUGACAUUACAACUGCUUCAUCGGAGGGGAGGAGGGACAUUUGGACAGACAGAGAGAGAGGCUGGGAUGAAGCAGAAGCUAUUGAUACAGGUCAGAAUAGACCUAUACAACUGUCAACAAUAAAAACCAACACCACGAGACGUAUCUGUGCCAUGGCGAGGUCCUUCUGUCUGAUUCUCUGAUUCUCUGGGUUCUACAAAUUAAUCUUAGAAAUAUUACCCUGAAUAUAAAAGACGUGAGCAUUGCUGGGCUUUGUAUUAAAAGCACGAAAGGAAAAACAUUUAACUCCUAGCUGAUCAAAUCUCUAAUGAUCUAAUGAGCAAACCAAAGCCAACAAAUCAUCUUAACCAUCAAGUUAUUUCUACAACCAGAAGAAAUAAUUUAUACCUGACAGGAAAACUGAAAGUUGCCCUUAAUUGGGUCUGAAUUUGAGUUUUUCUCUGGGGAUUAACGCGUUAAUUACCCCCCCCACCCUCUUUAUUUAUUUUAGUGCCUCUCUGUUUCUCCGUCGGCCAUCUUUUAGCUGUGUGAACACAUUUUAUAAGGACUGACCUUUGACCUCACUGUCACGUAUUCCUCCACGUGUCGAACUGAACCAACAUCGUUACGUUUGUGCCUUUUCACGCACGCUUAUAACUAAAUAGGGCGACUCGUUAUUUAUAACCCUGUACGAAGUGAAACCACUCAAGUUAUUCGCACACGUGUCUUAUUAAAUGAAAACCUCUGAGAAGCAAUACAGCUUUACGUGAGAGGCCGGUGACAUCAUCACCAGCUGCAUCACAGAUGUUGCAGCGCGAUAGUUCUCGGUAAUCGUUGCAGAAGCAGAAACUUAAGCACCGAUUCGCUAUCGGAGUCCGAGAGUGUAAAUCAGCAAAGCCGUGUAGAACUUCCAGCCGGGGCUGAAGGUUUAAGGUGAACCCACCCAGAACCACUCAUGAACUUCCAGACCAGGAGCUGAAAGGAGGGUUCUGCUGCAGGGUCAGAGGCUAAGCUACUAGCUUACCUAGCUACUGGCUUGUCAAAAUAGAUUAGCCAGGCUAAAUGACGAGCUAGCCGCGUACAGAUUGUAACUGCUAUAAACAGUCACUAGAACUCUGAGGCUUACAGGAAGUGAUUUUACUGGCUACUUCCUGCCUUACAGGAAGUGAUUUUACUGGCUACUUCCUGCCUUACAGGAAGUGAUUUUACUGGCUACUUCCUGUCUCACAGGAAGUGAUUUUACUGGCUACUUCUUGUCUCACAGGAAGUGAUUUUACUGGCUACUUCCUGCCUUACAGGAAGUGAUUUUACUGGCUACUUCCUGCCUUACAGGAAGUGAUUUUACUGGCUACUUCCUGCCUUACAGGAAGUGAUUUUACUGGCUACUUCCUGCCUUACAGGAAGUGAUUUUACUGGCUACUUCCUGCCUCACAGGAAGUGAUUUUACUGGCUACUUCCUGUCUCACAGGAAGUGAUUUUACUGGCUACCUCCUUUUAUUUCUGUUCACAUCAGCUUCAGAUGCCCUUUUACGUUACAGUUUAUAUGAAUUGGAGAAGUUAAGAAACAUUUACAAAUAAAUUCACGCAUUUUUGAGGAGGAAAUUUAAAAUAGAAGAAGAUUUCUGCUCUUGUUGAUUUGGUGACACCGUCUUUUAAUGCAGCGGUAGGAAGUGUCACUGCUAACACGUGGUGGCUUCCUUAAUCAUUACAGAGAGGUUAUUAUAUAAUAAGGAUACAUACAAUAAUAUAGUAGUAGUAGUAUAAAAUAGUUUGAAAGGGUGGAAAUGUUAAACGUGUCAUGUGCAUGCUUCGAACAUGGCUUGUGUCCCGUGACGAGUUUCCGUGACUAACACCAUCGUACCUCUUGAGUUGAAGUGAAUCCGAUCCUGGAGCCACAACCCGCAAACCUCAGGCUCCUGUCUGCAGCGAAUGAUGGAGAGCCUCCACCUUUUACCGCCACAUUGACCUUCAGCGUGGAGGCAAAGGUCAACGGGUCAACCUUCAAAGGGCCCGUUAUCAGGAUCGAAUGGUCUUCUGCUCUGGAGGAAAUUAAUCUGAGAUUGAAUCAUUAAAGAAACGAGUCGCUUUGUUUUCAGACCGAAGGUUUUUAUCUCAGGGUGAAAUCUUGACCUUUAAAGCACGUUUACUUUACAUCGACACCAUGAAGACGUUAUUGGAUUUUAUAACUAAAUAAAUCAGAGAAGUUAUGAGUGACCAC
This is a messenger RNA of Gasterosteus aculeatus aculeatus (three-spined stickleback), 4297 nucleotides long. Lineage: Eukaryota; Metazoa; Chordata; Actinopteri; Perciformes; Gasterosteidae. The record is from RefSeq and is a predicted model, not a curated record.